Molecule: messenger RNA, 397 nt
Organism: Hibiscus syriacus
Lineage: Eukaryota; Viridiplantae; Streptophyta; Magnoliopsida; Malvales; Malvaceae
Product: CST complex subunit TEN1-like
Exons: 3
Coding region: 36-347 (103 amino acids)
Biological process (GO): negative regulation of telomere maintenance via telomerase
Cellular component (GO): CST complex
Molecular function (GO): telomerase inhibitor activity; telomeric repeat DNA binding; single-stranded DNA binding
Source: RefSeq, a predicted model, not a curated record
GUUCAAGUCCGUUUUAAAGAGUGGCUGGUAGUUCAAUGGCGGCAACUGAAUCAGGGGCAUUGGUUACUUUGCUAGAUCUUCAGCAAUCUUCAAUUUUUUUUAAGGAAGGAGCUUCACUUAGAGUAAUCGGAAAGCUGCAAGAUUAUUCUGUGGAGACAGCCAUAGCUGUUAUUGCUGAUCAAGGUGUCACUCUAAAGAUAGAUACCCAGCACUUGACGGAACUUGGCUUCCGAAUUGGCUCUAUAUUCCAAUUCAUUGGUGAACUCCUUAUUCAACCCAACAAUGAGGCAGUACUGCAAGCGCGCACUGGUAGGAACAUUGACGGUAUCGACCUUGAUCUCUAUUAACAAUCUUUGCAGCACUUUAGACAGUUCCAAGCUGAGCACAUAAAAAGUGC